Messenger RNA from Achroia grisella, 3205 nucleotides. RefSeq lists its product as uncharacterized. The transcript has 2 exons. The coding region runs from base 689 to 1603 and encodes 304 amino acids. The record is from RefSeq and is a predicted model, not a curated record. Lineage: Eukaryota; Metazoa; Arthropoda; Insecta; Lepidoptera; Pyralidae.
GAUAUUUUGAUUUUGAGCUAACAUAGCAGUCUGUUGUAAUUACUUAGCUACAUAGCCUUGAAGGUAUCUUUAAAGAUGUUUCCUUAGGGUUGGCUACCCUCGCCUUCUCUAGAAAUCCUAAUUAUAUCUUAAUAUUGCUGGCCUCCAAUGAUUGCACUCACGUGCCAGCAGGCGGCCGCGUAUUCCCUCAAUAAAAAACACUUGUAAUAACAUUUGUAAUAGCAUAUGGCUUCACAAUAUGUUCCUGAACUGCCCGCUUUCCUGUCCAACGAGGGGUGGCAGACCCCAAAGCCAACGGCGCGGAAAUCCUCCUUAACUCGAGUUUCAAACGCGCGCGUUUACCGCAGACGGACAAAGCAGCACAGCGUCGAUAAAGCUGCACCAGGUGAGUUGUUAUGCUCCUUUCUCUUUUCUGUCGGUAACGUUAUCAUAAGCUCUCUCACUCUCGCGCCAAUUAGGCGAGGUGAGUUGAUACGCGGCGGCGGCCGAACACCGCGUACACGGCAGAGGACGUUAGCCCGCGAUCGCCAUCCGAAACGGACGUGUCGUCGAUCACGCUCCACAAUAGUUCUACAACCGUGACAGGUGUCGGUCUCGUCAUGUCCAAACCGUGAAACAGUUCUUCGUGUGUGCUUGACUGUUAACUUCCUUCCUGUUUGUAUAUCGGAUUGCUCUUCAAGUUUCCAACAUGGGCGAAUCAAUGCUGAAAGAAGAUCCCCUCUCCAGGAUUCAGAGGGAAAUUAUAGAAGUUACCGAGAGGGAGAAAGAAUUUAAAGAAGGCCACUUCAGAAUAAACAGGCUGCUGUCAGAAUCUACCAUUGAUGUUAACCACCAAAACGGCCAUGUCAAUGGCGAUGUAGAACUUAAAUCGCCCAGGACUCUUAAUAGAGCUGUAUCUACCUCACAUCUGUUGGGUCCGAUAGGCCCUCCGACACCACCAGUAACUACAGUACUUAACACUAAUGGCUACACCCGGCGGUUCACGCCACAGAACGGCACGAAAGGCAUCAUGCAGCGGUUCAUUACCAGUAAAGGCAAAAUGCCGAGCUCUCCCAUACUGCCUCCAACGCCAACUGCGAAAGCACCACCAACGUCACCAAUUUUCAUCAACCCAGUUUCUAUAACACCGGUUACAUCUCCGGUUAUAAUACCUCCAGUUGCUAUAACGCGAACUCCAGAGAAACCUAUUAGGAAAGGUUACGUGCCCGUCGAGGAGAAAAUUCAGAAAGAACUGAAGGAAAUGAAGGAUAGGGAACAUGAAUUGAAACGCAUGAGAAAGAAACAUAAACCUUUCGAUCUCGAGUUGAGUGAUAACGAAACCAGUUCGGAGUCAGAAGACGAAGAUAUUCCGUUGCCCGGAAAACUUAAAGCAACAAAGUCCAUAGGAGAGUUGUAUGAAGCACUCAAUGAGGAGAUUCGGUCACCGUCGCCGUCGAGGAACAGCUCCGGCCAGGAGUCUUUAGGCAGUCUGAAGCCAGCGAAAUCCCUGGCGGAACUCUGCGCCCUCGAACCGGGCCAAGAAUUCCUCGCACCGAGUUCCACGCGCCUUAUCGCUCAGUGGGAGUCUAUAAUUCAACAAAAGCAGGAAGCGGGUGCGGCUUAAAUUGUAUUUGUUUUUAAAUAGAAGGCUUGUGGGUUAAAAUGUGUUAUUUAGGCGUUUAACGCCAAACAUGUUCUGUGGACUACUACAAACGUGUAUCAACAUUAUGCAUCAGUUACGAAGUGUAUUGAGUGCAAGGCCGAAUAAGUGUCGACGUAUUCGGUGCGUUAUGUGAGAAAAACGAUAUCUCUGGUAGGUAAAUAUUGUAGUGAAUUAGAUCGCAAGUCGAGUGCACCAUCGUCUCAUUUUACAGACUUCACGCCCGAAGACAUCUGCAUAGUAGGUACCUAUUAUUGCGUAAACGUUGCAAAUUAAUCGAAUGCCUUGGCGCGUCAGGUUUUGUCGAUCGAUUUCUUUCGCCGGCUGAUCGGUUGUUGAGCAAUUAAUUUUCUCCAGUUUGUGAACAAUGCAAAUGAUGGUUAUCCGUAACAGCAAUUAUCUUGUGCAUGCACGCUGUUGGAAAGCGGUCGAUAUAUGAUGCGAACUCAUCUCCCGACUGUGAGUAAAAUAGUUUCUUCCUAUUGUUUGACUUCAAUCUUCGCUACUGAAAAACUGUUGGGCUGUGAUGGGAGCGCCGCUUUCCCGAUGCAAUACGGCACUGAGCGGGCCCGAGUCUAUCGCAUGUAUCUAUUAUGUUGUUACUAUAAAAAUGUAGCUUUUUCUCGGUAUUGUGAGAAAAUGCGCAAUAUUCAGUGUUACGAGUACAAAAAACAGAUAAAGGAAUCGACACCAGAGCUGUAAUAUUGUGAUCUGAUUACAAUCGUGUCACGUAUAACUUCUGCCUUCCCUAGUUGGCUAGCGAGGGUAUGUUGUAAGGUCACGAACGUUUGUUUUGAUGUUCUACAGAUAUGUUAUUUUCCUCUAUGCCUAUCACAAAAAAUCUUACGAAAUAUACUUCUUACGCAUCUACUAAACGUAAAUACGAGACGUUAAAAUAGAGAUCAUUUAAUAUAUUACAUUAAACUUUCCUUCAUUGCGUUUCUUACGCCUCGUGAGUAGUGCUUAUAAAUAUGCAUAUCUUUAAAUUAAUUUCUGUUUUAAAUCUUAUUUUCACGUAAUAUUUAUGUAAGUAGCUGAUUACUGUGAUGAGAUGAAGUUUGUGGGAUGCUGCGAGAGGGCAGGCGUAGUCGGCUGCGGGCCUCGAUGGCUUCGGAUCUUAAAGUGAAAUUGAUGUACUUAAUUAUCGUGUAUUACAUGAAGGCAACGUUUUAAACCAGAGGUUCCCAAAAUUUUUUGUGUCGUGGACCCCUUGCUAUUGUUUUCGGUUUUGGGUAGACCUGGUAUUGAUUUUUUGUAAAUUUCUAACUGUAGUAAAGUUUCUUGUUAACAACAUAAAGUUAAAACAACAAGAUGAUCGCUGUCGUAGACCCCUUGCGGUUUGUCAUAGACCCCUGGGGGUCAAUAGACCAUUUUGGGAAUCACUGUUUUAAAUUAUGCAAGUAGAAAUGUAUGUCACUACAGACGUCAAACGAAUUGUGCCUUUUACUAUAUUUGUACCUACAUUUAGAUGUUAGCAAAAUAAUGACAAAUUUAUUGAAAUUUAUAUUAUAGAGUACACGUUAGGGGUCUAUAAAUUACGUGAGCUGUUUUUUUUUUAAUAUUCUG